Paramacrobiotus metropolitanus is the source of this 1675-nucleotide messenger RNA. Its product is annotated as mitochondrial dicarboxylate carrier-like. Bases 129 to 1265 code for a protein of 378 amino acids. The record is from RefSeq and is a predicted model, not a curated record. NCBI's taxonomy places the organism in Eukaryota, Metazoa, Tardigrada, Eutardigrada, Parachela, Macrobiotidae. Gene Ontology annotation, cellular component: mitochondrial membrane. Gene Ontology annotation, molecular function: succinate transmembrane transporter activity; oxaloacetate transmembrane transporter activity; antiporter activity. The transcript is spliced from 5 exons. Gene Ontology annotation, biological process: succinate transmembrane transport; phosphate ion transmembrane transport; mitochondrial transport.
UGUGCCAGAUCGAGAACAUCCGUCGAUAAACUAUAAACAGUCGCAACACGUUGUCACCCAUUCUCCGUGCUGCCUCGCCAUUGUCUCCUGUUUUCUCAUCCACAACACCAAUAUUAUUUCUGCACACAAUGGACACCAUUCAGCGCCGUGUCACAGCAGCACACAGUGGAGAAUACGCUCCGCGACCCAUCUGGCCGUGGCUGCGCGUCAUUGCACAGGCGCAACAAGUCCCUCGCGAAGCGCACCUUUCUCCCGCGAUUAAGGCCCCUGGCACGCCUCGCGAUGGGGAGCAGGCUGGCGCGACCAGCGCUGGACCGACUCCGGUGCAUUUCUCCUCCGGGGAAGCGAGAAAGCAGCCGGAGAAGGGUGUGGAGACAGAUAAAGUUGCGGUGGUGAAGCGCAAGGAGAAAUGGUAUCACGGCGGACUGGCUUCGGCCAUGGCGGCCUGUUUCACGCAUCCAUUCGAUCUCGUUAAGGUUCAGCUGCAAACAGCCAGCCAUUCUGCCACGGGCACGGCAGUACCGGAAGUCAAAAUGUCCAUCAUUUCUUUGACAAAAAAUAUCGUGCAAAAUCAGGGAUUCUUAGCGCUCUACAAUGGCAUAAGCGCAUCGUUGUUGCGACAGUUAACAUACUCAACGGCGCGGUUCGGCAUCUACCAAGCCCUGAAACCCAGAGAUCCCACGGAACACGUAUCCUUCCUGGCCAAAUGCCUGUACGCCGGGACAGCCGGGGGAGUGGGCGGCUUUGUAGGUGCCCCGGCCGAUUUGAUCAAUGUUCGUAUGCAGAACGACAGCAAGGUGCUGGUGGAGCAGCGAAGAAAUUAUAAGCACGCCGUGGAUGGGUUGGUGCGGGUGUCGCGGGAAGAGGGCGUGACGCGGCUGUGGCGGGGAUCGUCCAUGGUGGUGGUGCGGGCGGUGUUCAUGACCAUCGGACAGUUGUCUUUUUAUGAUCAAUUCAAGCAAAUGUUGCUGGUGACGGGAUGGUUUAGCGAUACGGUUCCAACGCAUUUAUUGGCCAGUUCUAUGGCGGGCGCCGCUGCAACAACUAUUACACUUCCCGUAGAUGUUCUCAAGACUCGCAUGCAGAACGCUGCGGCCGGACAGUAUCGAAAUCUGCUACACUGCGUGCAGGAGACAGCCAAAGCCGGCCCACUGGGCUUCUUCAAAGGCUACAUUCCGGCCUUCGUGCGGAUAGGACCGCAGACGGUGCUGACGUUCGUCUUCCUCGAACAGUUACGACAGCGCUUUGGCAUAACGGUGGUUUAGAUGCUCAUUUUAAAAGACAAAAAUUAGACUGUUGUGAUCACCAUUCCGGAAGUCAUCGUGCGAACAUUUUCGCUCACGGUGUUUUACUGCAGAGCAGAUUUGCAAUCAAAAAUUGUUAAAUAUUUUUGAAGUCUUCUGCAAAGGAUUGAUAUUUUUGUGGGUUUAUACAUGAUCGGUGCAGUGGUUUCUCCUCGGUGUUUGCGCAAAUGUCGGUGCCUUGUUAUUUGCAUUUCUUUGUGGAGUUAUCUUUCUGCAAGCUUUUUAUCAAAAUUAUGAUGUUGCUCAUCUCUCUUGUGCGGUGCUUCCUAGUAUUUAGUGUUGUUGUUAUCUAUUGAGGUAUUGAGCUUGUUUUAUGAUGAAGACCUCAUUAGUGCAAAAAAAUUACGCGCAAAUAAAUGAGAUUUUCCGUG